AUGGGUAGAACAAAAAUUACUCAUACUACUGUUGUUCGAAGUGGAACAUAUCAUGAUGAUCGAAUAUGGAUAUUGGCAGUUAUUUUAGCAUGUUUUGCACUUCUUUUUGCAAUUAUUGGUAUUGUUACACCAGGUUGGAAUGGAAUUAAUAUAAUAAAAAAUUCUCAACGUCAUCUUUCAACAAUAGUUUUAUGUUUUAUUGCAAUAUUUCUUAUUAUAUUGGGUAUUAUUGCAUUAGUUCUUUUUGCACGACGAUUAAUAACAAGUUUUUCAAGUGGAAUUAAAAUGUCUGCAGUUAUUAUUCUUGCACUUGCUGGUAUUUUCAUUGUUAUCGCUUAUUCGUGUAUUAAUCCCUACAGCUCAAAUAAUUAUAGUUAUUAUUUAAUGACAAUAGCAGGUAUUUUUACUUUCAUUUCAUCCAUAGUUUCUGCUUUUUGGCUUGGUCGAAAUUGGAUUACGGUUUAA
Adineta steineri is the source of this 465-nucleotide messenger RNA. NCBI's taxonomy places the organism in Eukaryota, Metazoa, Rotifera, Eurotatoria, Adinetida, Adinetidae. The record is from the annotation of a GenBank genome assembly.